AUGACCACAGAUACAGAGCUUCUCAGCAGUAGCCUCCGUGGUCUAAAGAUUGGCAAAAAUUCAACCUCUUCGGAUGAGGAACCUGUCAUAAAACAUCCAACCAGCCUGCGCGAGCUUAUAGAAAGUGUACUCCAGCCUGCGCUUCACGCUCAGCAAGACUUUGAGCCGAUCGUUGCAACCCAUCCUUUUUUCGAGCGGGCCAAAAAGCUCUGUCAAAAGCAUGAAUGGCCGAUGGAACGAUUCGAAAAUUUUCAAAGACUGCUAUGCGGGACUCGCAAUUUCCCCUGUAUCUUGCUUUUGAAUCCAAAGAAUGACCACCUUCCAUUCGAUGAGAUGGUCAAAGGAACUCGGACUCUAAUGUGCCUACGAGAUGUCCUGGAAGAUAUCGGUCUUCAACUUGAUGAUGUAAUAAUUAUGGACCUAUUGCCUAUGUUGACUGACGAAUGGCUGGAUGAACACCCCGAUGAGCGCGAGCGGGUGAUUCCUGAAAUGUUCCAACUAACCCUUGAUUGUAUUCGAGAAUUCAAGCUACCUAUCGUCAUUUCUUGUCAGUGCUUUCCCUCUUUCCGGCAUGAGCGUUGGGGUUCAUUCAACCAUGAUAUGGUGUCCGAUCUACGCUCAUCGAAGUCAAGUGCCCAGUGCUAUGAAGUUUCCAGCUUCCCUAUCGGUGAACAUUUGACACAUUGUGCUAAAGGGUUCCAUCCUGCCACGUUGUAUUACGGGGAAGAUGACAAUAAACAGAAAUUGGGCGAGCCGUGCGCAGCCUGGCGAAAAGAUUACAAUCUGAAGUUGGAGGAAAGACUGAUGCACGAAACACAGUCCAUCACAAAUUUGAUCCGACAACUCCAGCAACAUGCGGCUGAAUAUGACAAACUUCGCAUGAGCGAAAUUGCCCAGGGUAUCUUUCGAAAUGGUUCAAGCACACCCGAGCGAUGGAAUAAUCCAAAGAAAGCACUAGAUCUGAUUCUUGAAGCGUUGUCUUCCAACACGUCAGAGAAGUCGUGUGGUUUCGAGGACUUGGUCAAAGAAGCAUAUCCAUGA
Molecule: messenger RNA, 1041 nt
Organism: Penicillium concentricum
Lineage: Eukaryota; Fungi; Ascomycota; Eurotiomycetes; Eurotiales; Aspergillaceae
Exons: 2
Coding region: 1-1041 (346 amino acids)
Source: RefSeq, a predicted model, not a curated record